ACUCUGCCGACUACAACACCUUGGGUACCACCCUUCUAUUUCGUAUUUCUUAUUGACGCAUCGAACAAGACUACACAUUAUUUCCAGCAAGAGAUAAAUGCUCUAAACAGCAUAACUAAAUAUUGGAAGUUGGAUGGUUCUGGGAAGUUGUUUGUGACUGCAGCGGAUACUGGAUUGAUAUGGAUAGAUCUAGAACAUUUGGACGGUUUUGUUGCGAAGGGAAGCGAUUGGGAUAGGAUUAGAGCACAUUUGAGCAGUAACACACUUUUUAAUAGAGCUAAUUCGCCAAUGUCACCGACCGAGUAA
Anisakis simplex (herring worm) is the source of this 306-nucleotide messenger RNA. Lineage: Eukaryota; Metazoa; Nematoda; Chromadorea; Rhabditida; Anisakidae. The record is from the annotation of a GenBank genome assembly.